UGACAUCGGCCAACUGCGAACCACAUCCGAGACAUAAUCUGUGUCUUGCGUGGUCGUGCUCUUCCUUUCGCCGGGCCUCAGCGAUCCCAAAUGUACUGUCAUCACCAUCAGACGCCACAAUGAUACCCGGAUCUCGCUGAUCUCCUGCACCGACCACUAUGCCUCCACCUGGCUUCUCCGAAAUCCAGAAGCCACUCCCUGGUCGAGACUCCCUUGAACUUGCUUCGCUGGCCGACUCUGAACAAGAUGAUCUGCCCACAUCUGAGACGUCCUCGAGAUCCGGCAUAUCCUCCUCUCGGAGACUGUCCCUCGAGAACGAAGACCCCUUAGACAGCGCAAACCCUGCCGCACGCGAUGCCCUCCGAGGCGGACGCUCAUACUCGGUAUCCUCGGCCUUCGACUUCACACCUGCGCUAUUCCCCCUCUCGUCGACCGCUGGAGGAUACACUGCGUUGGGCAAUCCAUCAGCUGCCUCGCUGUCGAUAGACAGACGCGGAACACUGCAGAACCUGGAGAAGAACAAGACCUUGACAUACCUGAAUGGCUUAUCCCUGGUGGUCGGCUUGAUCAUAGGCUCGGGCAUAUUCUCUUCACCAGCGCAGGUCAACUCUCAUGCAGGCUCACCGGGUGCAUCACUGAUUGUCUGGACAAUAUCGGGCCUGCUGGCGUGGACGGGAGCUUCCUCAUACGCCGAGUUAGGAGGCGCCAUUCCCCUUAAUGGCGGAGCUCAGGUAUACCUAGCAAAAAUAUUUGGCGAAGUCUUCGGCUUUCUCUUCACAUGGUCAGCCAUCCUGGUCCUGAAACCGGGCGGCGCCGCAAUCAUCGCCAUCAUACUAGGCGAAUAUGUGGUACGAGCCGCCAUUGGGGCUGAUGUGGAAGACGUCAAUCCCUGGAUCAACAAGUUCCCCGCGUUGCUGGCCCUAAUGAUCGUCACGCUCUUCAAUUGCGUUUCCACGCGCUUUGCAGCUCGCUUGGGUGAUCUAUUCAUGUUUCUCAAAUUCAUCGCCCUAGCUGCGGUCACGAUCAUCGGAAUCAUCGUCGCCGUCACCGGCCUUUCCUUCAACGGCCCAGCCAAUACAGACUGGCGUACACGCCAUUGGUUCGAAGGCACAUCGACCGACAUCUCCAACUGGGCCGUGGCCCUCUAUGCUGGCCUCUGGGCCUUUGACGGCUGGGACAAUACAAACUACGUGACUGGGGAGUUCAAGAAUCCGAGCCGUGAUCUCCCCCGCGUUUUACACACCGCCAUGCCAGCCGUAAUAGUCUGCUACCUUCUAGCCAACAUAUCGUACAUCUUCGUUCUCCCUCUCGAAACUAUCAACAAAUCCAACACUGUUGCCGUGCAAUUCGGUAGCAAAGUCUUUGGUCCGAUCGGUGGCCUGAUCCUCGCGCUCAUCGUGGGCGCAUCAUGCUUCGGCGCCCUGAACGCCACGACCUUCACAUCCGGCCGGCUCGUGUACGUCGCAGGACGCGAGGGCUACAUACCGUCCGUCUUCGGCAAGAUCGGAUUCGGCUUUUCGUCCUCAUCCUCGCCCGAGACGCCCAUGCCGCUCAACAAAUUGCGCAAGCGCUCGUGGUUCAGCAAGACGCUCGCCCGCCUCUUUGGCGACGAGUCGAUCGGCUUGGGCUAUACGCCCGUCAACGCCAUGCUGCUCAACAUGGUCCUGUGCAUGGUGUACAUCUGCCUAGGCGAGUUCAACACGCUGAUCACCUUCUACGGAGUGGCCGGGUAUACCUUCUACUUCCUCACAGUGCUAGGCUUGAUCGUUCUACGCAUUCGCGAGCCCCAUCUCGAGAGGCCGUACCGCACGUGGAUCACCACACCUAUCAUCUUCUGCUGCGUGAGCUUGUUCCUGGUCAGCCGCGCCGUGAUUGCGCAGCCACUUCAGACGGUCAUCGUCAUGGCGUUUGUGGCUAGCGGUGUGCCUGUCUACUACUGGCGUGUGGCAGGCAGGGACGAGUCAGGCGGUUCGGGGAAAAGGCAGCGAAGAUUUUGGAGGAGGUGGGGGAGGUCCUAAUAUUACUGUAUACUUCACACGGUUCCUGCGUCCUUGGAAUGACAAGAGCGUGUAGUUGGACUAGAUUCUUCGGCGUGUAUGUGGUCUGGCAGUACGGAGUACCGUACAAAUAUAUAGCCUUCUGUGCUUGCCAUCAAUCUAUCCUGCACGGCACUCAUCUCCAUGUCGCACCGUCAUAGCAUGGCCUUGUCCAUCUCCAUGUAUCAUCCCAGCCCCGUCUCGACGGACUGAAGCGACACUGAACACGUUCUUUUCGCCUCAAAUGCAUGGCACACCCCAUGCUGAAAGCGCAAAGCUUAUAGGCUCUCGUACUGCAUGCAGUCUCGUAUCAUUACGACUCGAACGUUACGCCCCAAAAUCCAG
Messenger RNA from Exophiala xenobiotica, 2381 nucleotides. RefSeq lists its product as uncharacterized. Gene Ontology annotation, molecular function: L-amino acid transmembrane transporter activity. Lineage: Eukaryota; Fungi; Ascomycota; Eurotiomycetes; Chaetothyriales; Herpotrichiellaceae. Gene Ontology annotation, biological process: amino acid transmembrane transport. The record is from RefSeq and is a predicted model, not a curated record. The coding region runs from base 159 to 2018 and encodes 619 amino acids. The transcript has a single exon. Gene Ontology annotation, cellular component: membrane.